Cololabis saira (Pacific saury) is the source of this 987-nucleotide messenger RNA. RefSeq names its product transmembrane protein 163a. The record is from RefSeq and is a predicted model, not a curated record. Gene Ontology annotation, molecular function: zinc ion binding. Gene Ontology annotation, cellular component: synaptic vesicle membrane. The transcript has 8 exons. Lineage: Eukaryota; Metazoa; Chordata; Actinopteri; Beloniformes; Belonidae. The coding region runs from base 111 to 950 and encodes 279 amino acids.
UCCCUCCGUCUCGGCUCCGGUGCUGCUGCGGGAACCAGGCUGCACCUCUCGGCCAGGUGAGACAUUUCUGGAGUGCCUGCCUUUGGAAACCUCCCAACCCCCCGAGAAACAUGACGGAGACGGAGCCCUGCGCGGCCCCCGCGGCCCCCGGUAACGGCCAGUGCGAGGCGGGGCCCCAGCAGCAGCAGCAGCAGCAGCAGCUCCAGCAGCAGCAGCAGGACCGGGGAGACGGCUUCAGCAUGGACCAGGAGAUGAAGAUCACGGACAGCAUCGAUGACCGAGGCCUUCUGGAGAGCAGCAUGCGCCUGAAGCCUCACGAAGCUCAGAGCUACCGUAAGAAAGCCCUGUGGGUGUCCUGGGUGUCCAUCAUGGUCACCAUCGUCCUGGCCAUCGCUGCUUUCACGGUGUCCAUCAUGCGCCACAGUGCUUCAGCCUUCGGAUUUGCGUUUGAUGCCACGCUGGACGUACUCACCUCGGUCAUCGUGCUGUGGCGGUACAGCAACGCCGCCGCCGUCCACUCAGCACACCGCGAGUACAUAGCCUGCGUCAUCCUGGGCGUGGUCUUCAUCCUCUCCUCCAUGUGCAUCCUGGGAAAGGCCAUCCACGACCUGGCCACCAAGCUGCUGCCUGAAGUGGAUGACUUCCUGUUCAGCGUGUCCAUCGUCAGUGGUCUGGUCUGCAUCACCCUGGCCGUGAUCAAGUUCCUGCUGGGCCGAGUUCUGACCAGCCGGGCUCUCAUCACCGACGGGUUCAACUCGCUGGUCGGGGGGGUCAUGGGCUUCUCCAUCCUCAUCAGCGCCGAGGUCUUCAAGCACGAGCCCAAGGUGUGGUACCUGGACGGAACCAUCGGCGUCCUCAUCGGCCUGAUCAUCCUCGCCUACGGAGUCAAGCUGCUGCUGGACAUGAUCCCCCGGAUUCGGCAGACCAGGAACUACGAGCGCUUCGAGUGACGGACAGCCGGCCGGCCGAAGGUUUGGGAGGGAGGAG